AUGAAUCAAAUGGGCGAAGGCAAUCAUCGCGGCGUCGCGACCACCGGCGGUGGUGUUACUAUCAAAAGAAAAGAAACGAACGACGAGAACGAAUACGAACAGCUAAAGACGCGGUUUAUCGACGCGAAGAACGUGCCGAUAUGGGAGGAACCGACGGAGAGCAGUUUGGUGCAAUCCUCUGUGUCCUCCACCUCUUCAAGAGGGCAACGAAGCGAAGCGUCGGAGCGACGAGAGGCGCAAAAAUUUAACUUCAUCGGCAACGCGAUGAAGAUGGCCACGAAAGAGAAAGACGUGGACGCGGUCAUUUCGAGUUAUUUGACGAAGAAGAGCGCGGAAAGCGGCAGCCUUCCGAUAUCUUCCUUGGUGGAAGAAGAGCAAAGGCUCGGCGUGCCCGGGUUGAUGGAGACUUUGAUCGGGAAAAGAGAGGAGACGGAGAUCGAGAGGAAGUCUAGGUUUCCCGAGCACGUGUUUGGGGCGACCAGGAACGUGGAGAAGAACCAAAAGACCAGAGAUGGGUGGGAGCUGACGUUUAGCGAUGAGUUUGAUUUGGAUUAUUUAGAUUUGGAGAAGUGGACGCCGAGGAACGGCGCGCCGACGAGCCGAAGAGGUGUUGGUGGUGUCGUUGGAAAGCCAGGCGUAGAGAACAGUGCAAACGAAUUCAACGCGAUGUCGCAAUUAGGAGCAUCUAAGAGUCAUCACGGUAGUAAUAGUGGAGGGGGUGGGAGUAGCGAUAGUAGUAGAAGCGGCGAGAGUAGUGAUAUUAUUAGCGGGGGCGAGAGAAGACGAAAUGGCCAAAAGUCUCGAGCAGCGGCGUCGACGAGUGGAAAAGGAUCAUUUCUAGGCGAGCAAGAGGAAGAAACCGUCGACAAGGAGACGUGGUUUCACGAGAGAAACUGCAAAGUUGUCGAUGGAGCUUUGGUCAUCGCCUCGAGGAAAACGGUUGGAAAGUACGACAAACCGAAAAACUUUGACGACGAUAACGACGAUAACGGGGUCUUCUUGGACAUUCCCGGAGCGCAAAAGUUCUCUGAAUCUGAGUUUCCGUUUGAGUCGUGUUAUAUUGAUUCGUCUAAAGCGUUUAGUCAGGUCUAUGGUCGAUACGAGGUGAGAGCGAGACUUCCGGGAUUGUCGUACGACCCGAACGAUAAAGACACGUGCGCCGGAGUGUUUCCGAGAAUUGAAUUACUUCCAGAUCCAGAUAAAACGGUACCGAAGGACGCGUGUUGGCCGAGAGGUGGCGAUAUUCGCGUCGCGCAGGCGUUUGGACAAGGCCGAGGCGGUCCAGGUGCGAAGAUUGGCGCGGUAGAGUCUGGAUUUCACUUCAUGCCUUCGGGAGCAACGUGCGGGGUGGACGGGUACGUCGUCGAUCGCACUCGACCGUUCGAGUUGAUGAAUCAAGUGGAAAAGAGCGAGUAUUUAGCGAUGAAUUCGUCUGCAUCCUCGUCGGCAUCUGCGACUUCAUCGUCAAGAUUAGGCGAAGAGGAGAAGAUCAAGUUCAACGCGGAUUGGGCGAGAGAGUUCCACGUUUUUGCGGUCGAAUGGGAUAAAGAGUCUUUACGGUUCUUUAUCGACGACGUCUUCACGCACGAAGUCAACGCGUAUUCGGCUCCGAUGAUUCCUCGAUGGCCGUUCUUCGUUGGGAUUGGAACGUCAGUAUCUCCGUACGGUGUCUUGGAAGCGCUAAAAAACUGUGAGCAAGACGAUCAGUUUGCCAUCAUCGAUUACGUUCGCGUGUACUCAAAGAAAUCUCCGCACGAGGUCAUCAACAACGAAGUGUACUUCUUCUGGUUGUUCGCGGUAAUUGUAUUGCCGACGUUAGCAACCAUGUACUGCUCGGCAAAGUAUUUGAUUCGACAAGUCAUUCGCGAAGAUUUAUUCGGGGCUGACGAAAAAGGAUCUGGUAACUUUGGCGACGGUUCGUCGAACGUAGGCGGCGGUAAUUCGAUGGAAUCUGGCGGUAACGGCGAUCAUCAUCUCGGCAUGAGUGGUAAAGUAAAAGGCGUCGCAUUUGAAUCCUUAUCGGAUGAAAAGCGACGACGUCGUCGCUUGUUGCGCAAACUCAAACGCGAGAUGGGCGUCGUCGAUUCAAUCACCGUCGGCACCACCGAACCUUUGUUGACGAAAAUCUUACACGAGAAAGAGGAAAUCGCGAAAGCAAGAGUCGAGCGCGCGUUUAAGGACGAAGGCGCGAUAAAUAAUGGUGCCGCCGAAGGUUUGGAAGACGACAGUUACCGUAAAUACUCCAAGCAACCAAAGAUGCAAAAGGAGACCAAGAACGUCGGCGGCGUGACAUUACGACUGCCGGAUAUCACGCCAAAGCGCGGCGGCAUGCAAUCGACCUAUUUCAGCGAAACGAGCGAUUUCACGACCGAAGCCGAAGGCGUUGGUUCUGGUGACAAUCGUCACCAUCGUUCUUCGGGAGGUGUAAGCAGCGAUUCGGGCAGCGGUGGUCAAAGACAAUACGGAAGCGGAGAGUUAUGA
Molecule: messenger RNA, 2481 nt
Organism: Bathycoccus prasinos
Lineage: Eukaryota; Viridiplantae; Chlorophyta; Mamiellophyceae; Mamiellales; Bathycoccaceae
Exons: 1
Coding region: 1-2481 (826 amino acids)
Biological process (GO): carbohydrate metabolic process
Molecular function (GO): hydrolase activity, hydrolyzing O-glycosyl compounds
Source: RefSeq, a predicted model, not a curated record